GUUUUUUCUAUUAUUUUACUUGUAGGAUGAGAUACGGAAAAUGCUGGGUAUAUGCCCUCAAAAUGAUAUACUCUUUCCAGAACUAACGGUGAAGGAACACAUGGAAAUAUUUGCAAUUCUGAAAGGUGUGGAUGAUGAUUUCUUGGAACAAAAAGUGCUUCAGAUGAUUGAUGAAGUUGGUUUGAUGGACAAAGUUAAUACAAUGGUUGGUGCACUUUCUGGUGGUAUGAAAAGAAAGUUGUCUCUUGGAAUAGCACUUAUUGGAAAUAGCAAGGUUAUUAUCCUUGAUGAACCAACGAGUGGUAUGGAUCCAUAUUCAAUGAGAUCAACAUGGCAGCUAAUAAAGAAGAUCAAGAAAGGGAGAAUAGUAUUAUUGACCACACAUUCCAUGGAUGAAGCUGAUGUUCUGGGUGAUCGGAUAGCUAUCAUGGCUAAUGGUCGUCUUAGAUGCUGUGGAAGUUCCCUUUUCUUAAAGCACAGAUACGGGGUUGGUUAUACACUCACAAUAGUCCAGACUUCUCCUGGUGUCUCUGUAGCUACUGAUAUUGUCCAUCGUCAUGUUCCAACUGCUACAUGCUUGUCAAAUGUAGGUACAGAAAUAUCUUUCAGACUACCUCUUGCAUCAUCUACUUCGUUUGAGAAUAUGUUUCGUGAGAUUGAAAACUACAUUAGAGGACCAAGCAAGUAUCAGGAAAGCUGCUCUAGUUUUUGUCAGGGCAUUGAAAGUUAUGGUAUCUCUGUUACAACUUUGGAGGAGGUUUUCUUGAGAGUAUCAGGAGAUAACUUUCAUGAAGAUGAUGAGAAUGGUUAUUACAUAUCUCGUACUGGAUCUAUGAAUACAAUUAUUGAAGCAUCUACCUAUACACUUACAAAAUCACCAAAUUCUAAAUUUCUAUUUGGAGUUCAUCUCAAGUUUGUCAGAUGGAUAUGUGCUACUCUGGGAAGAAUAUGCACUUCAAUAUUUGAUGCAGCAUGUGGUUUCGUCACAUUAUUUACUCUCAAGUUUUGUAGUUGUGGCUUGAUUCCAAGGUCUAUAUUUUGGCAACAUUCCAAAGCUCUCCUCAUAAAAAGGGCAAUAUAUUGUCGUCGAGAUAGAAGAUCAGUUAUCUUCCAGCUGUUCAUUCCGGCUUUGUUUUUACUCUUUGGUUUGCUUUUUCUAAAAAUUAAGCCACAUCCUGAUCAGUACUCUAUCACCUUAACAACAUCAUAUUUCAAUCCCUUACUAAAUGGUGGUGGUGGUGGAGGACCUAUCCCAUUCAAUCUCUCUCUAUCCAUUGCUGAGAAGGUUGCAUCUCAUGUUCAUGGUGGUUGGAUACAAAAACAGGAGCCAAGGUCCUACAGGUUUCCUGAUUCUGAAAAGAUAUUAGCUGAUGCUAUUGAAGCAGCAGGGCCACAAUUGGGCCCUGCUCUUCUUUCCAUGAGCGAGUACCUAAUUACUAGUUUUAAUGAAUCAUAUCAGUCGAGGUACGGUGCUGUCGUAAUGGACAAUCAGAAAAAUGAUGGUAGUGUCGGAUAUACAGUGCUUCACAACAGUUCUUGUCAACAUGCAGCUCCGACAUAUAUCAAUUUGAUGAAUGCUGCAAUUUUAAAAAUGGCAACUGGUAAUGAACAUUUAAUGAUUCAAACUCGUAAUCACCCUUUGCCAAUGACAAUAUCACAGCGGUCACAACGGCAUGAUUUGGAUGCAUUCUCUGCUUCAAUCAUUGUCAAUAUUGCCUUUUCUUUCAUCCCAGCGUCAUUUGCUGUUACAAUAGUUAAGGAGCGUGAAGUCAAAGCAAAGCACCAGCAGUUAAUUAGCGGGGUUUCUGUAUUAUCUUAUUGGGUUUCAACAUACAUAUGGGACUUCGUCAGCUUCUUGUUCCCGACAUCACUUGCAGUGAUACUAUUUUUUAUGUUCGAUCUGAAUCAGUUUGUUGGAACUGGAUGCUUCUUACCAACUAUAGUCCUCUUUUUGGAAUAUGGAUUAGCAAUUGGUUCAUCAACAUACUGCCUUACAUUUUUCUUUUCUGAGCACACAAUUGCCCAGAAUGUGGUUUUGCUGAUUCACUUUUUUAGUGGGCUUGUUCUCAUGGUCAUUUCAUUUGUUUUGGGGCUUAUGGAUGCAACUAAAAGUGCAAACUCUCUGCUAAAGAAUUUCUUUAGGUUAUCUCCUGGGUUUUGCUUUGCUGAUGGCCUUGCAUCACUUGCUCUUAGACGUCAAGGAAUGAAGCAGGGAUCUGGAAGUAGUACCCUUGACUGGAAUGUGACUGGGGCUUCUAUCUGCUAUUUAGCAUUUGAGAGCAUUAUGUACUUCCUCUUUACAAUUGCACUUGAAAUUCUUCCCUUUCAAAAGCUAAAUUUGAUGGCAAUCAAAGAGUGGUGGCAAAAUGUUCUCACCCUCCAGCAUGACGGAUCCAAUGACCAUUUCCAGCAUCUUCUGGGAUCAUAUGAAGAUUCAUCAUCUUCCAUAGCUAAUGAGGACAUUGAUGUUAAAGCAGAAAGGCAGAGGAUAAAUAGUGGCCUUGUUGAUAAUGCCAUAAUCUACCUGCAUAAUCUGCGGAAGGUCUAUCAUGCCAGGAAAAACCAUGCUAGAAAAGUUGCUGUCCAUUCAUUGACAUUCUCAGUUCAGGAAGGAGAAUGCUUUGGUUUUCUUGGAACAAAUGGUGCAGGGAAGACAACAACAUUAUCAAUGUUAACUGGAGAAGAGAAACCAACAGAUGGAACUGCAUAUAUUUUUGGCAAAGACAUAAGAUUGUAUCCAAAGGCUGCUCGUCGUCAUAUUGGUUACUGCCCACAGUUUGAUGCACUUCUCGAGAAUCUGACAGCUCGUGAGCAUCUUCAACUCUAUGCAAGAUUAAAGGGUGUUCCUGAAAUCAACCUAGAUGAUGUUGUUAAGGAGAAGAUGGUUGAAUUUGAUCUGUGGAAGUAUGCAGAUAAACCAUCAUAUUGUUUAAGUGGAGGAAACAAGAGGAAGUUGUCUGUUGCUAUUGCUAUGAUUGGUGAUCCUCCAAUUGUGAUUCUUGAUGAACCAUCUACUGGCAUGGAUCCUAUUGCAAAACGGUUCAUGUGGGAUGUGAUAUCUCGCUUGUCGACUAGGCAAGGAAAGACUGCUGUUAUCUUAACUACACAUAGCAUGAAUGAAGCUCAAGCCCUCUGUACCCGGAUUGGUGUUAUGGUUGGUGGCCAACUGAAAUGCCUUGGAAGCCCACAGCAUCUGAAAACGCGUUUCGGAAAUUAUCUUGAGCUUGAGUUAAAGCCUUCGGAUGUCAGCUCCAUGGAGAUAGAAAAUCUAUGUAAAAAAAUACAAGAGAAUCUCUUUGACAUCCCAAGUCAUUCAAAAAGUAUAAUUUCGGACCUUGAGAUGUGCAUUCGUGGCACUGGAACAAUAUCCGUACAAAACAUAUCAGAAAUUAGUUUGUCAAGAGAAAUGAUAAAUUUAAUUGGUCGCAUGCUUGGAAAUGAAGAAUCCACCCAGAUGGCUGUCUUGCCUGUGCCUUCUAGUGAUGGUUUGUAUGGUGAACAAUUUUCAGAGCAACUAUUUCGAGAUGGUGGUAUACCAUUGAGAAUAUUUUCUGAGUGGUGGUUAGCCAAACAAAAGCUAUUGUUAAUUGAUUCAUUUUUUCUCUCUUCAUUUCCUGGUGCUUCAUUUCAUGGAUCCAAUGGCUUGAGCAUUAGAUACCAGUUGCCAUACGGUGAAGGCUCAUCUCUUGCUGACAUAUUUGGACACAUAGAGCACAACAGGGAGGCACUUGGGAUUGAAGAAUACAGUAUCAAUCAAUCCACAUUGGAGACAAUUUUUAAUCAUUUUGCUUCCGCCCAAUAGGAAAAAGAGAUAAAACCACGGUAUCAAACACAAGCUCGGCAUCACAAGAGUUCUGUGGGUUUGUUUUACCUGUCACUCUCAUAUCAAACCCUUUGCGGUUCUCCAAAUUGUUUCACUCCCCUAGUGAGAAGAAACAAGCCCAGUCAUUCAACAGAUCAAGUUUGAAAUCUUGUUUUUGUACUUGACUCUUAUCUAACAGUGUGAUUCAACAGAUCAAGUUUGAAAUCUUGUUUUUGCUAUCGAAGAAUACUACUGUAGAAGGUUCUUAAAAUCAUUUCGCUUCCGCCUGAUAUGAGAAUGAGGACACCUCCACAUCAAGUACAAGCUCAGCUUCCCAAGUUCUUGUGGUUAUGCCGAGGCAUUUGGAUGUCAACAGGCUCAUCAAAUGCGUGCUUGUCUAUGUCUAUUAAACCCUAGCAGUGGGCAGCAUCUCUUCCAUCAUUCUUGGCAUCUUGACUUUUGGUGUUUGGAAGCAACCAAAUCUUUGAAAGGUGAAUGCCUGCCCACGCUUGUAGUCACAAAGUUAAGCUCGGUGCUCAAGUCACAGUCAAAAGAUAAUUUUAUUCUUAGAUUUGAUUGACAUAAAAGCAUAUGAACUUAAUCUUGAAUCAAGUUUGUUGGCUUGUCCAAGAAGGGGUAAGACCUUUAGCGAGUGAAUCAACAAGCUGCUUUCUCAGAAUCGAACAAAAUUAAUGCAAUUAUGAUUUUUAUUUUUA
Musa acuminata AAA Group (dessert banana) is the source of this 4518-nucleotide messenger RNA. Its product is annotated as ABC transporter A family member 1-like. Bases 41 to 3802 code for a protein of 1253 amino acids. Gene Ontology annotation, biological process: lipid transport; transmembrane transport. Gene Ontology annotation, molecular function: ATP binding; ABC-type transporter activity; ATP hydrolysis activity. NCBI's taxonomy places the organism in Eukaryota, Viridiplantae, Streptophyta, Magnoliopsida, Zingiberales, Musaceae. The record is from RefSeq and is a predicted model, not a curated record. Gene Ontology annotation, cellular component: membrane; intracellular membrane-bounded organelle. The transcript is spliced from 26 exons.